Molecule: messenger RNA, 1476 nt
Organism: Cavenderia fasciculata
Lineage: Eukaryota; Evosea; Eumycetozoa; Acytosteliales; Cavenderiaceae
Gene: gnb1l
Product: guanine nucleotide-binding protein subunit beta-like protein 1
Exons: 6
Coding region: 1-1476 (491 amino acids)
Molecular function (GO): protein binding
Source: RefSeq, a predicted model, not a curated record
AUGUCAGUUUCACCUACACUGGAUACAGAGACUGCACCUGAUCCUUUCUUUGUACUGAGGGGUCACAGAUCAUUCAUCAACUCGAUCGUUUUUGAUCGGUCAAAUAGUAAUCUAUUAUUCUCUGGAUCAGGUGAUGGAGAAUUAAGAUGUUGGAAUAUAGAAGAAAAGAAGUGUGUUGCUCAAGUAGCACGUGCACAUCCUGAAGGUGGUACAUUGGCAUUACAAUCAACACACUUUAAUACACUACUUAGUCAAGGGCGUGAUGGAACGAUACGACAAUGGACAAUCGCAGAAUCAUCUUUACAACUUGUAUCAUCAUUGGAAACAAAUUCAAUAUCUCUUGGCAAAUUCACUUCAAUGAUUACUGCUCUACCAAUAUUCAAUAAUAAUAAUAAUAAUAAUAAUGUAGAUAAUAAUAUACCUAAUUUAGAUAGAUUAAGUAUAAAUAAUAGUAGUGUUAAUGAUCAAAAUAAUUUAAUAUCAAUAUCAUCAGAUGAAGUUGGAGGACAAGUUGAAAUAUGGGAUCUAGGUUCAAAGACAAUGGUUGCAAAAGUAAAUGGAAGUAGUGAUUCAGAUAAACUUGGAAUGGCGAUGAGUAUGAAAAUGGUCAAUCACAUUGAUCAUGGUUAUUUUAAUUUAUAUGCUGGAUUUGAAAAUGGUGGACUUUAUAUGUGGGACUCGAGAAACCUAGAGCAACCAAUCAUAGCAACACCCAAACUACACCAAGAGCCAUUACUAUCAUUUGACAUUCAAAGUGAUUCUGGUGUAUCUGGAUCAGGUGAUACAAGUAUCAUUGAAUUUAAAUCAAAUUUCGAAUCAAGAAAUUUUGAUAUUGUACAAAAACAUGUAAUUAAUCAUAAUGGAAUAGCAGAUGUAAAGAUAAGAGGAGAUGGUAGAAUAUUUGCAACAGCGGGAUGGGAUAAAAGAGUUCGUAUAUUUAGUUUCCGUAAACAUUGUCCAUUGGCCAUACUCAGGAAUCACACUGAAAGUAUCUACACAAUAGACUUUAGUAGUGACAAUGUUUUGGCAUCAGCUGGUAAAGAUGGAAGAAUUGCAUUAUGUGAUAAAUAUCGUCUUGUUUUAUAUAUAUAUACAAAGAAAGAAAAAGAAAGAAUGUUAAGAUCUAAAGUUAUUCCACAAGUUUUACAACAAGCCUCAAAUAGCAACGAUGUUAAGGGUGUAUUAUUAAUGAAAGAAGAUGGUUCAUUGAUUGCAUGCUCAGACUCUAAUGAUCAUAACACAGCAAAGAUUGUAUCAGCUAUUUCAUCUAGCAUUUGGACAUCAUACAACAGAAACGACGAACUCCAAUACCAACUCGUUGAUUGCGAAGAAGGAAGACUCGUUAUCACAAAGGUUGCUAAAUUAUUGUUAUGUAUAUAUGCUGAACCUACCGUUGAAUUUGGUUUAUUAAAGACAAAGGCUACCAAAUUACGUGAAUAUUUACAAGAACCAUUAAGUCAAGUUGAACAAGUUUAA